This is a messenger RNA of Culex pipiens pallens (northern house mosquito), 5898 nucleotides long. It is a transcript of the gene haf, whose product is annotated as leucine-rich repeat and fibronectin type-III domain-containing protein 3. Gene Ontology annotation, molecular function: protein binding. The record is from RefSeq and is a predicted model, not a curated record. The transcript is spliced from 9 exons. NCBI's taxonomy places the organism in Eukaryota, Metazoa, Arthropoda, Insecta, Diptera, Culicidae. Bases 1271 to 3508 code for a protein of 745 amino acids.
CCACAACGACCCGAUUGAAUAAUUUAUUUCCCAGUCCCAGCAAACCACUUUUGCUGCCGUCCACCAUUGAAUGGACGUUAAUCAUUUUGUCACUUUUCCGGGCGCGCAGCGCUGAUUUACGCAAACAAAACGUUACGCAAAACCGUCCCAACCGAAAAAGCAUGGACGCAAGAGCUGGGCAUAAGAAAAGCCACCCAAAAGCAAUGUAAAUGAGGGAGAGAAAAGCAGUCGUAAACGCAGAAGUUUGCAUUUCUAACCACCUCACCUCACCUCAGCGUCCGCCGGAACAACCUUACCGCAAAACUUGGCGGCACGUAACUCGGACCAGCUCGGAAUCGCUCUAAACCCGCGCGCGUUGAUUAGUUUUUAAAAUUCUUCAAAACUGUCCGAGUUUUCUUUGAUUGAGUGCUUCCUUGCUCAGUUUUUUGAUUAUAACAAUUGGAAAAUUCUCGGCCCGAGUUCACAAUGGGACUGUGAAGAAGGAAAACUUUGUCAGUGUUAUUCCCGGCAAGAAAAGGGAAACCCGGUUGUUGUUCAAGGGGGGUGGCGAAACAAAUCUUGCAGUCGUGCUGAGAUUGCUGGUGACGUGUUGACAAAUCCUGCAACUCAACACUUUGUUAUAAAUUACCGGAGAAAUUUUCCAUAAAUUCUGAAGGAAGAAAAAAACAUUUGGUUUUCUGGAGGGAAACUACCAGGGGACGUGCCAGGUCGAUGUCCGUGAAGCGGAACUGAAGCUGAGCCAAAGUGCUUACUAACUGAAUUCAGUUCCGGAGAAGUUCUCCAUUGAAAGAAGUCGCUGCAAAGCUGGAGAAACUUGCUUACGAUAUCUGGUUCGAUUUAACCGAACAGCUAGGAAAUGGUUCUGUGGAUCGUGUGGACUGUGGCUCGCAACCAGCCACGUGCAAUGGAUUUGAGCCGUCACGUGUCUGCUGCAGGAAAUGAGUAAAAAUACGCAAGCUGAAGAUAAAUCUGUUUCACCGUGGAUACUUCACCCAAAAUGACAAUAAUACUGCAUCACGUGCAUCAACAGCAGCUUCAUCACCCUUACCAGCAACGAGUCCAUCCCGGGACUACUCGUUGAUAUUGGGAGAAUCGCUCUCAAGAAUCAUCACCCGAUGAGAUCUUAGUUAGUGGACGCGCGACUUGUUACUUUGUGUUCCAAUCGAACCACCCUUAAUUCCCAAAUCAUAGUUUGUAGGAUUGUUAUUGUCCGUUCUUAGUUUAUAUCGUUAGUUGACUAGUGGUUAAGCACACACACACACAUACCCAAAUGAAAAUGUUACGCAAUCUAGGCUUUCUCCUGUCGGCGCUCCUCCUGGUGCAGCGGUCAGUGGCCCAGUGCCCCUGGCAGCGGGAGGUGCCCGACCUGCAGACGUCGUGUCUAUGUGCCUAUAACCUCGGACAGGAACUGUCCGUGCAGUGUGAUCAAGUUGAUUUUCCCGUACUAGUAGAAGCCUUAGAUAAAUACGCUCGGACGACGCCGCUCGAUCUGCUGUACGUCAACAACUCGACGAUCGAGAAGCUCGAGGCGGGCGUCUUUGCCAACUUGAAGCUGUACAACGUGCAGCUGAGCAGCUGUAAGAUCAGCCGGAUCGAAGAUUUCGCCUUCCGGGGCCAGGAGGACAUCCUGAAGAACCUGAACCUGCAGGACAACUUCCUCGACGACGUGCCCAUCCGGGCGUUGAAGAUUCUCAACAUUCUGAACCUGCUGGAUCUGUCGAAGAAUCGAAUCAACACCAUUCCCAACGAUGCCUUCAACGGACUGUCGAAGCUGUCGACGCUGAAGCUGAGCGAUAACAACGUUACGCUGGCUCCGUUCGCCUUCCGUGGGCUGGAGACGAGCCUGAAGAACCUCAACCUCAAGGGAACCAAGCAGAAGCGAGUUCCCGAAGCGGUUCGAGGCCUGAAGACGCUCGCCUUUCUGGACCUUUCCCAGAACGGAAUCCGGGAGCUGCCGGGCAACGCCGGCAUGCGGACCUUCGAGGGGUUGGAUUCGCUGACGGCGCUCAACCUGGAGCGCAACUUGAUCCAGACGCUCGGCGAGACUGCCUUUUCCGGUAUCCGGAAAACCCUAAGCUCCCUCAGCCUGCUGAACAACCUGCUGGCGGAGUUCCCCGUUGGUGCUAUCCACUCGCUGCGCGAGCUGCGAGUGCUGGACAUUGGUUUCAACCUGUUAACUGCCUUGCCGGAGACGGCAUUCCGCGGCAAUCCCGCCGUCACGCUGCUUGCCCUAGACGGCAACCCGCUUCCAACAGUGCCUGAGAAAGCCCUGCUGCAUCUAAACCGCACGCUGCGGGGACUCUCGCUCGGCGGACGGUUUCUGCACUGCGACUGCAAGCUGCGCUGGGUCGCCGAGUGGAUCCGGAACGGUGACUUGCAGGUCACCUCCCGCGAACGUAACCCCCAGUUCUGCGGGUCUCCGAACCGAUUCCGCGACCGCGGCUUCUACUCGAUCCAGCCGGAGGAGCUGACUUGUCCGGACGCCGAAGUCAGCAUCGAAGGCCCGGUCGGACUGGUGGAUUCGCUCCAACCCAAGACAACGACCACUACGCGAACAACGACACUUCUAACGACCUUCCCACCGAGUUCAGCCGGAGCUACGAACACUACCCUAGCGGAGGCGAGUAGCAGUACUACGGCGCUAACAACGACCACCCCUACAACGACCCCACCUUCAUCGUCUUCCUCCCAAGAGACGGCACCACCAGCUAGUCCGUCAACGACGGAUAGCACCACCACGCUUACAACCACGACUCAGUCCACCACCAAGCAGAGCACGUCAACUUCGACGACCACAACAAAGGCGGCCACCGCUACCAAGAGCUGGCGCAACCCAAACAACAACGGGCCCGGACACAAGCAGCGACCACCGCUGGUGCUAGGCUUCCCGCCGCAACGCGGCACCCAGAUCGACGACUCGCGGGAGGUUCAGGUUAAGAAUGCCUUCAGCUCCCGCCAGGACAGCUCGGUCAUCAUCCAGUGGGACUCGGACACCGCCAACAUCCUGGGCUUCCGUGUGGUCUAUCGCCUGUUCGGCGAUAAGAGCUUCAAGCAGGGCCCGCCGCUGGAGGCGAGCGAGCGCGAGUUCAAGAUCAAGAACGUGCCCACGGCCGAGUGCAUCAUCGUGUGCGUCGUGUCGCUCGAGGAGAUCAACGUCACGCCGGACACGGUGCCGUACACGCAGUGCCGCGAGGUGCGGACCGUCGCCUCACCCGCCUCCAACAUGGACAAGAUCACGAUCGCGGCCAGCGCCGCCAUCUGCGGGACGAUCAUCGUAGCCGUGGUCAUCUUCAUCACCACCAGCAGGAUUCUUUACAGACGCCGCUCGAAGAAGAUGCAGUCGCUGUCCCACCACCAGCAGAAGAGUGCCCUCCCGAUCGCGGGCCUGCCCGUCAACUGCUGUGGACCGACGCCCAGCCCCAACGGACCGCUUGGAUCGCUCGCGACGCUGUCCGCGUUCAACUCGCACAAGUUAACCACCGAAGACGAUGAGGACAACUUCUGGUAGAGGAAAUAAUCUAACGAAAAAGGUCUAAAUUACUAUUAGAAAAAAAAAAAAACACUUGUUCUGUUUUGUUGUUGUAACUUGUACAUAAAAGCCACACUGAUGAUACUGAUCUAGUGAUAACAGAGUAGGAAAUAUUUAACUAAUUAGUGAAGAUAUAAAAAAAACAUCGUGUGCUACAGUUAAACAAAAGUUUAAAGAAAAAAACACAGAAAGUUAACUCUUUGAUAGCAAUAAGUGCGUGUGUGAGUGUCUAAUACGUCAAAUAUAUAGUAGAGGUAGAUCUAUUUAGCGCAAUUUAAUCCGCAUUUCUUUGUUUUUCGUUGGUAAUUUGGAAUAUUUUAUCACUUUGUUCGAUUUCAGUAUCUUUUUUAAAGUAUUCCGAAUUAUCACACCAGCACAUACAUUCCUAAAUAGGUGUGUCACGAUUUUUGUUUUCCUUCACAGAGUUUCGUGUUUCACUUUACCGAAUAGAAUAAGCUCGAUCUUUUCCCAGCAACCAGAAGUCAACAAACAAAUUGAAAAGUAGCUUUCGCGAAGCCAUUGGUCGAAACCGUCGAAACUGCUGAUUCUUCAAAAAGUGACGUAAGCGCCACAAAGCAAUUGUCGCUUACGUCAUUUGGAAUAGAAAAAAAACAGCGAAACUUUCCGGUUUUUGAUCCCAAAACCCGAAAGGGUUUGCGAGUCAACUUUUUGCGUUAAUUAAAUAACACAAAGUCGCUCCCGGUAAGCUAAGUGAGAAGCUACUUUUCGUUUCCGUUUUUUUUCCUUGUGGAAAGGUGCCGAGCAAGUUUUCCCCACCUUUCCGGGGACUUUUCGCGAGCAGUUUUCCCAGAGUAACAUUUACUGGGUUUUUUUACUCCCUCUCUCUCUGUUGACGCGAAAAGUUUUCCACUCUUCUCACUUUAGCGAAUAUUCUUAGCUAGUUUCUCUCUCACCGCAAGGGUUAAAUUCUUGACUUUUUUUUGAUAAGGUCCUAUAAACAAAUGUAAACAUUGAGUGUAUCCCGCUUACUCCGAUCGACUUUUACAUAAGGUGUGAAAGGGAUACACUCAAUGUUUACAUUUGUUUAUAGGACCUUAUCAAAAAAAAGUCAAGAAUUGAAAUGUAAACAAGUUUGAGCAAAAACAAAAAAAAAAUAAACACGCAAAUCUAAAGGGAAAAAACACACACACAAAGUUCGACAGAAACGGCGUAGCUCGUAGCGAAAAAGUGAAAGAGAGAGAAUGAGAUUUGUACAGCGAGAUAUUUUUAUAGGGUUGGAAAAAGUGAGCGAAAAAGAACAUUACUUGAACAAUACUCAACAGAUAUUUGAUAGAGUUGAACUACUUAAGUAAGCGAACAAACAAGGAAUUCAAACAAAAAAGUGUACAUUAUAUCGACUAAAGCGUAACUAAUCAAAGUGAUUUUGUUGAACAAGAUAAAACAAGAAAAAAAAGUAUAUAAAUAAAAUAAAUAAGUUAAAAAAAGUAAAACUCUUAUUAUUUGGCAACUAGUUUAAACAAAAAAGAAAACGUUUUUAAUUUCUUCUUUUUCCUCUCUCUCCGUUCUAAGACUAGUGUCAGGUUUUCCACCUUGUGCAGAGAUAUUUUUUUCCUCCAACCAAAAACCAAACAAAACUUCUCUCUAUAGAGUUUCGUUUACGGAAAACUUGACAUUACGGCGGAAAACGAGAAAACGAAAAAACACAGUUGAAAAGUUAACACUAAACGGCGAAUAGAAUAAGGGAAGCGAUUGAAGGGAGGGGCGGUGAGAGUGGGACCACUUUAAGGCCCCUCCCCCUCCCAAUUUCGGGCAAGUUUGCAAACGAUUAGCGGUUAGGGAAAACAUACUACUCUUAGGAAGAACUACUAGAAUUUAGUGAUAAGGAAACGAAAAAAAAACACACACGAAAAGUGAACCUUGUAUCAUAGAUAAGUGAAAUUGAUCAAAAAAAUCAUAGAACGAGAGCUAGCAACCAAUUAAUAGGAGAGUGCGAAGAAAAAGUGUUUAAACACGGAGUGAAGUGAAGAAAUAAAAGAAAAUUAAAAUAAAACAAGAAGUGUCUAGUUAAAAGUAGUAAUGUAACGUAACACGCAAUUUUUCUACACUUAUACAGUUAUACAGUAUAUGAACAUAAUAAAUAUAUAUUUAUAAAGGAUGGGAACAAAAUUAAUACAAUUAAAACUAUGUCUGUAUUAUAGUGGAAAGCAAAACGAAAUUGCAAGCCUAUCAGUAAAAGAGGAAAAAAGAAGGAGACGACGAAGGAGAACAUUUGAAAAUUAUUAGUAUUUAUAUGAAAUGCAAAAAAAAAUCACACUAGAACUGUUGUUAUAGAUCAAAUGCAGUUAGUUAAAACAAACUCCGCGAUUGUAUAGAAAGAGAAAAAAAUAAAUAAAAAUAAUUAAUUUGUA